This is a messenger RNA of Physella acuta, 4160 nucleotides long. RefSeq lists its product as uncharacterized. Gene Ontology annotation, molecular function: nucleic acid binding; zinc ion binding. The record is from RefSeq and is a predicted model, not a curated record. NCBI's taxonomy places the organism in Eukaryota, Metazoa, Mollusca, Gastropoda, Physidae.
AAUGCGGUAUAAUCGGAAACGCUAAUCUAGGCCUAGACUAGUCUAGAUUUAGACUCAGAAAUGGACACUGUAUUUCUAUUACUUGAUGUACUACUAUUACAAAUUUUAAUCAUAAACUGUGUCAAUAUAAAUCUUGAUGAAUAUAACAAGCAGUACAGCAACACAAAAUGCAAGAGCUCGCUCAUUAUAAACAAAGAUUAUUUUGUCAUGAAAGGAUCAGUGGAUUUCUCAGAUGCUGGUAGCUCAUGGGAUAAAACAGUAACUGUACAAACCCGAAACUCAAGCACAAAUGAUUUUAAAGAGAUUUGCCUUAUUUCUACAUCUGCCACGGAAAAUAAGGUCACACCUGAUAGCUGCUACUGCAACGACUGUUCAGGUGACAUUAAACAUUUCACAAUCAACAGAACUGCAGGAAUGCAGUACAGUAAAGCUGAAAUAAAAGUUAUAAUUCAGUCUUCAGAUGGUGGUCUCAACAAAAACACUAUUAAAAAUUUACCAGAAAUGAUUUCUUUAGAUAAAACUACAAGCACACUGUCAGCAGAUGGCAAAAUAUUAACACAUGAAAACUGCUGGCCAAAUUCAACAUUGACAGCAUCUGAAAUUAGAUUGUGUUGUCGCUCUGGUAAUGAGCCUUGCACUUCUGUCAUAUAUAAGAAUGGUGUAAAGUCUAGUGGUGGCAGCUGCACUGAUGUUGGGCUGAUUUCUUCUGAAAUUGCAAAUCUGACCUUUGAACUUGAAAUUUGUGGUGAAGUGCUCCAGACAGCCAUUCAUUCCUGUAAGAUAGAAGGAAAAACUGCUAAAGAUAAUGGGCCAACAGAUUAUACAACUCGGAUCAUAGUUGGUGUGCUUGUACCAACAGGCACAAUAAUAAUAAUAAUAAUCAUAUUCAUAUUCAGAAAAAAGAUCAAAACUUUGUGGGAAGGCUGUUUUAAGAAGAAGAAGCAUCCCAUUCAAAAUCAAGAUGCACUUCAUGAAAGAAAACCACUCAAGACAGAGGACAUCCUGGAAGCUAAGUCCCUAGUCGACAGACUAAUGGCAGCUGUUCGUAAGGUGACGCACACAAAGCUCACGAAGAAGGAACUUGAUUGUCUAGAAGAGGAGUUUGUAGACAUCCUAACCCAGAAACAACAGUCAUUGAGAAAAGCCUGCUACAGGUGCGGGUCCGAGGAGCACUUUUUCCAUGACUGCCCGAGGAAAGCUGAAUGGCAACGGAAACAGCAGCAGGGAAACGCCAGUUCAUCAGCAUUGGAUAGCGGAUGCCAAAGCAUGGGGACUAUUCAGGUCAACGCACUAAUGGCAGCUGUUCAUAAGGCGACGCACGAGAUGCUCACGGAGGAGCAACUCGAUCAUCUAGAAAAGGAGGUUACAGACAUCCUAUCCAAAAAGAAUUGAAAGACAGUUCUGAGAGACUGACUGAUUCAACUCUACAACAACAAAAUGUCAAUGCAAACAGACCUGAUGAUCAGAGUCAACCAGAUGAAAAUAACUAUCUCAGAGAAGUUUAAAAAUAGGCAUGAUAAAAAAUAUUGUAAAAGAUUAAAUGUUUAAGUGGACAUGCAAUAAAAAAUUAUUUGAUUAUGCAGUAAGAAGCAGAAAUAAAUGAUCUUCUUUAAAUAUAUGCACCACUAAUCAAAUAACUAUUAAGAAAGUGUAGGUUGCUAAAUAAAUUGGAGUAAAGGUAUUAAAUAGAUAAUAUACUUUACUUUUCUUCAGAUUUUCUUACAGACAUACUUGACUUAGUCCUCUUUAAUCUUUGAGGAGCAUACGGCCUAAACAGUAAUCUUUACUUUGUUUCCCUGUAGUCUUUAGUUCAUAGAGAAGACUAUGUUAUUCUUGGGCACUUUUUCUUUCCCCUUCCCUGGGUUUCCACUCAAGCACAUGUUGUGUCACAAUAUUGUGUACCUUUUUCCUUUACAAAUGAUCAGGCUUUUGUUGUUUUGGUCUGAAAAUUUAGAAGUUAGAAUAGAGCAACUAUUUAAUAGAUUACCAGAAUCUAGCAGCAAUUUAAUUUUACAAUUUUGAAUCUGUGUUCAAUAAAACAGACAAUGUUGUUGACAUUGUUGUAACCCAAACGUCUAGAAGUCCAAUGUCUAUCUUGAUGCAAUAGAAUGUCUCACUCAGAGUUGUCACUAGUGGCCAUCUUUCUUGUGUCUGUGUAAGUAAAACAUAGUAAAACAAAAAAUUGAGCUGUUUAUGCAUGCUUGCAUGAAUGUACACAAUAUGUUAUUAAACCUUAUAACUUUUUUAUUUUAGGUCUCUAAGUCAAAUUGUAUGUAAUAUUAUGAAUAUAUAUUUAAUAUAUAUUUUAAUCAUGUUUAAAAGAUAGAUCUGAUUUAAAUUCAAAAACAAAUUUUGAAUAAUAAAUUUUAACCAAUCAUUAUGUAAAACAGAUACCUUAUUUUUCAUAAUUUGCUCAUGAAAUAAGUAUCCAGUCUUUAGUAUAAUUUACAAUGAUUAAUAACUUGGACUAAAAUUAGUACCUUCAGUAAAAGGUUCAUUGUAUAACUGACUUCUUAAACUUUGAAGAACAUAUAAAAGUCAACUUUUGUUAUUCAAUGCAAUUACUGUGCCAACACUGUUAAGAGUUUGAAAGUCAGAUAUUUUUAAUGAAGUGUCUAAUUCGCUUUGUAUAUUAUCUAAUUCUCUGUUAUUUUUUUAAACAUUUUCUAUCAAUCCUUAAAAUAAUGUUUUUAUUCAUUCCCAAAAAAAAAUUAGCAAACAGAAAAACUUGCACAUACUAACUUUUUUACUGGUCAAAUUUUGUAAAAAAAGGUUUUAUUAUGCUUCAUUGUGCAUGUGUUCAUUCAUUGCUAAAGUCUUUACAUUAUACAUUUUUUUUAAUACAUCCCUUGCACACUUUGUUUUUCUAAGCUGUUUUUAUUUGCAAAUUCUUAUUGCACAUUUUUCUGGACACCAUUUUGCUUCAAUAUUAAUGUGCCUUGUUUGGUUAAUUUACAAAUAAAUUACUUGCUUUUAAGUGCAAUAUCUAAUAAUGAAUAUAUUGGAAUAAAAAAAAUCAAGUUAUGUCAUGAAGCUUGUUUAUGAAUAUUGAAAAACAAUUGCUUUAUUGUUUUAAUUACAUGAGUAAUUAAAAUUUGAUUUUAUGCAUAUUUUAGGAACUUUUAAUACAAUUUAUGCACUUAUUUUUAGCUCCAAAAGCUCUCCCAUAGGAAAUUGCAUAUUCAAACUUAAAGCGUAGUAUUAUUAAAACAUGUGCAUUAUAAAAUUUUAUAGUGGUCUUAUGUAUAAAUUUUCUACUGAUUACUGUAUUAUUUGUUAGCACUUUUUUAAAUAAUAAAAUAUAGCUUGUAAAAAUAAUUUUAAAAACUUAGCCUUACAGUAAUGUAAAUAAACUAGGUUUAACUAUGACCAGCAGAUAUUAUAAUUUGUAACGAUUAAACUAAUUUUACAUACAGUAUUAAUUUCUUUUAAAUUAAAUUAUAAUGGGUUAAAGAACUCUUUGAAAAAAAAUGAAACAAACAUUUACUGAACUCUAGAAACAGAUGAGCUCUACUGCAUCUGUUCCAUGGACUGUCAGGUUAAAAAGGGAAACUUAAUUUUUGCAAUAAAUCAAAGCCCUACGUAUGAAUGGUGUAGUAAGCUACAAUAAAUAUUGCUUUGAAUGUAUUAAUUCAUGCUUUAAGUAAUUUGUGUGAGUUAAAUGUAUAUAUUAGGUUUUGAGUUUGAAUACCUUUUAACAUUGCAGUGUGGCAAAACACUUGUUGCUAGGGCAACUAAAUUAUACUUUUAAAAGGUUUUGAUUCUACUAAUGAAUAAUGUAGAACACCAAAUGACACUUUAGUGUUAUUGAUUCAUCCUAUUUCUCUGUAUUUCUGAUAACUGUAUGACAACACUUUCAAUAUGCUUUUUUAAUAUGCUUUAUGCUUUAAAUACAUAUUAGGUUUUGAGUGUUAAUAAAGAUUUUUUUUUUAGUUUGGCAAAAACACAUCUUGUAGGUCAAAGCAGUUAAAAAAAAGAAUGAAUAUGUUGACAUAGUUUUAUUUUCAACUUUCAAUACAUGCUUUAGUAAAAUGUUUGUUUAAAAUUAAAAUCAAUGUAUGAAGGAAUCUAAAAUUAUCUUUACCUUCGAGUUUUAUACUGUCAGGUUAAUUAUUAAUUAUUACUGAGUUUUAUGAUUAUGGUGAUUAAAAACUUUUAGU